AUGGAUUUGAGUCAUCCUCAAAUCUCCACCCCCACCGACACAACAGCUAUCAACACUCUUCUUCCUUCUUUACGCAGCUUCUUCUGUUGUGAUUUGUUCUGGAGUACAAUUCACAAUAUUUCUUUCUUUUUUUUUUUUUCCAAUGGCACAAGUCCUGUUCACAAAGCUUGCCAUGACGGAAACCACAUUGCCUUAGAACAUUUGAUAAAGCAUGGAGGGGACAUAUAUGCACAGGACACCCAGUUGCGAGCGCCUAUUCACUGGGCAGUUACCACCCCAGGAUUGGAAUGUUUACAAAGUCUUCUAAGGAACAAAGCUGAUGUCAGUGCUUUCGGGGACAAAGAUGGACUGACUCCUUGUAUGUGGGCCUGCAGAGUUGACCACAAAAAACAUUUCGAAUUGUUGUACAAAUCAAGCAAACUGUUGUUCAACAGCAAAGAGUAUGAAACAGAUGAUAAUGGUCGAACCUGGCAGCAUUGGGCAGUACGCAGAACAGAUCCUCUUGAAUGUUUGCAGUUUUUGCUCUCAAAGGAUACUGCAGCCAUAAAAGAUGAAGAAGGAAAGACUGUUAUUCUUGUGGCAGCAGAAUUAGGUUCUUUCCCAGCAUGCAAAUUGAUUUUGGAACAGGCUGGACCCCAUGUUGUCUAUGAUCGUGAUAAUAUGGACAGGACAGCUUUACAUCUGGCCACAAUUCGAGGCCACGGAACUGUACUAAAUUUUCUUUUGGAGAAUGGAGCUGAUUUAGAGUUAAGAGACCGUUUCCAAGCCACAGCCUGGGAUUAUGCAAAAAACAAACAGCUACACUAUUGUCAAUUAAUCAUGAUGUCUCACAAACGUCAGUCUCUUCAAUCCAGCCCCAGGGAUACCGGCUUAAAUGGAGAUGUCAUAGGAAUUAAAGUAAAUCCACAGCCUCUCCAAGUAUAUGGUACUGGAAAUCCUGUCUACAGUAAAAUGUACUUCAAAGAAAAUGAGGUAAAACCAGUCAAAGAUCUGAUAUCGUCUCCUUGCCCUCCAAAACGGCCAAGGACAGGAACAUGCUUGGCAAGGGCCAGUUUUCAACAUAGAAGUUUGAGUGAAUCAUUUGAACAACAUCUAAGCAAUACCCAAUCUGUUGACUAUGCUGAAAUGGACCCUAUUGAGAUGUCCAGAAGUGAAGGCACUGAAAGCCGAUUGGAUGUUUAUGAGAGAAGCAACACUUUAGAUAAUCACCAUAUGUCACAUGACAAGGAGCUGGAGAAUUGUGCAGACCACCCUAUGCACCCAGAUAGUAACGAGGAGAUUGAAGUGGUCAGUGGUGAAAUGGAUGUGUCUAACAUUGAUGAAGAUGACCAACCACCCUCUCCAAUUGAAGGGAAUUUCAACCCAAAUCCAGGAUUUCCUUACCCACCUCAAAAUUCAUGUCCACAAACUAUACCAUCUGCCCCACCUUUGCAUGGGGUAAAUCCACAUACUGAGUUACUCGAUCAAGAAGGACCAGAAAUUACUAAUUCUGUAAUAGGAGUAGGUUUUCCUUGUCCCAGACCACCUCCACCUGCAAUUGCAAGCUCCCAUAAGGGAAGCCACCCAUCUGGAAUCUUGCUCAAUCGAAGACCCCUUCUUUCAAGAAACCAACCCAAGACUCAACCACUCCCAAAGCAACCAUUAAAGCCAAGAAAUAACUCUGGGCAAGGAACAAAGGUCAUGACAGAAUCUCAGGAUGGUACAGCAUCUCAACAGCAUUUGUCUCCUUCAUCAUCAACUUCUUCAUUAAGUUUGGCUUAUAAUAAAUCUGGGAAUGCCAAUAUGUUUCAUAUGCCAUCCCAACCCACAGGGCCAAGUCUUGGUGCAAAGAAAAGUGAUAUGCGAAGAUUACCAAGUGCUCUUAUACCUCUCACCAAUGCCCCAUCACUACCCCAGGGGCAAUCAGUAGUCAGAAAGAAAAAGAAGAAGCGUAAAAAGCAAGAAAACCAGGAACUACUAUUUGAGAACACUGUUGUUGAAGGAAAGUCUUUGCAAAAUUCAGCUUUGCCUAACCAAACUGGUAUCAAGCCAUUGGCACCUACAGGAUCACCAGUGCCCACUGCAGAGUCAAAGCUAGAUCAUCCUCAGCAAGGAAUGGAAUUAACACCAAUACCACCUCCCAUGCUAAACAAUCAGAAAAAGUAA
Molecule: messenger RNA, 2145 nt
Organism: Acanthosepion pharaonis
Lineage: Eukaryota; Metazoa; Mollusca; Cephalopoda; Sepiida; Sepiidae
Source: the annotation of a GenBank genome assembly